This is a messenger RNA of Penaeus vannamei (Pacific white shrimp), 2550 nucleotides long. RefSeq lists its product as uncharacterized. Gene Ontology annotation, biological process: single strand break repair; base-excision repair. The record is from RefSeq and is a predicted model, not a curated record. Gene Ontology annotation, cellular component: nucleus. Lineage: Eukaryota; Metazoa; Arthropoda; Malacostraca; Decapoda; Penaeidae. Gene Ontology annotation, molecular function: damaged DNA binding.
CGCGAACGACAAACAUAAACAAACUUUCGAGAACGUCUUGGGUCCACAUUUAAGAUCUCGGCCGAAUUAAGCUUUACGAUGCCUCCAAUACGUGUUAAAUACGUCAUUUCAUUCACCUCACAGGCUCCCAAGAACACAGUGGAAGACUUAGUGAAGGGCCGAGGAUCAUGGCUUUGUGAUGUGAGUGACAGGACAGGACGCUUGCAGGCAGAUAUCCAGUUAGAACGAGCUACCACGAUAUCUUAUAUUGACCUUGGGAAUGCUGGGAGUGUGAUGGUAAGCAUUGAAGUUGGUCGUUCUUCAUGGCCUUCAGAUAAGCCCUUUGUGGCACUACUGCCCACAGUAGCACUAAUGACUCCAGCAGAAUGGCGUGCAGGCAAGAAUUCCAAAACGGUCCGCAUGUUCAAAAAAGAGGAUUUAGAUCAGCAUGCAGUCAAAGAAAAGUGGGAUCGUGUUAGAAUUAUAUGCACUCAGCCUUUUCGAAAAGAUGCACAGUUUGGACUGGCUCUAUUUUGCCUCCACACCACUGAUGAGAGUCAUGUGCAGGAGGAAGUGUCAUCACUUAACCCACAACGUGUUCCACCUCAAGGAACACAUUCAGACACGAAGAAAGAAGAACUUGUUUCAAGAAUGAACCUUCCAACUGUAAAGAAGAAAGUUAUGUCUCAAAGCAUAGGUUGGCUUGAGAAUAAAGUGCUGACAAAUGGUGAAGAAGCAAAUGGUAGUAAUCCCUUCACUUCCCCAGUCUCUCGAGCAGCUCGUCUUGUGGUCAUGGCAACAAAGCCAGCAAAUAAGGAGAGUGUGGCAUCCCAUAAGGCCAGUCUGGAAUGUGAAGCUCUGGACUUCCUCAUAUCUCUUAACUUGAAAAUUGAAGAAAUCAACUCUUUAAAAGUAUCUGGUGUUCGUCAGCAGUUUGAACAGCGUAGGCAGAAAAUGUUAAACCAUGAUGAAAAAAUCAUAUUUAAAGAUAUUGCUUUGGAUUAUGCGAAGAAUAGAUUAGAAAGUCUAGAAAAGAAAAUUGAAAAAUCAGUUGAAAGUGAUACAUGGAAGAACAAAGGUACAGCAAUGAAGCAACAGAAACAGUCAGUAAAAGAAAAAGAAAAUAAGUUCAAAGGUAACAUUCCAAAAAAGAACACAAGCCAAAACAGUAAUGAGAAGAGAAAAACAUUAGCAGCUACAAGCAAACAAACAACCAAGCCAGCUAAUCUCCCUGUACAGCAGAAUUCUCAUGGAAAAUUUACGUUUAAAAAGAUAGAAGCUCCUGGAAGUUCUCUAGCAUUACUGAAGAAGUCACCAGUCAACAGGAAAGAAAAACAAAAGAGUGAUGAUGACCUCAAAACUCAGUCGCCCUCAGGUUUGUCUCGUAAUGAGCUGGCUCUCUCUGAUGCCAAAGUUACCACUCCCAAAAGACCAAAGGGCCGGCCUAAGAAGUCAGUCACCCCAAAGAUGAGAGACAGUAGACAACCAACAGUAAAUACAUGGAUAACACCAGUGGCCAAAAGAAAGAGAGAAGAGCCUGACUUCUCUUAUUCAGCUCAAGCUUCUCAGAAAUUUUCCAAGGAGUUAGAUGACAUAAACAGUGGCCUUAUUUGGACUGACAGUGAUGAUGAUGUGAAUGAUAAGCAGGAAGGAGGAGGAUUUAUGGAUGAUGUAACGCCCUGGAGUAACGCUGAUCCACAAGGAAGAGAUUUUGCUAAAACUUCAGUAGUGGUUUCUAGAGAUACAGAGUCUGGUAAUGUAUUGGGUACUGCCCCAUCUGACAAGUUUGGAGUAACACAGGCCAGGAAAAGGUCCAGAGGAGGCAGCCCAGACCACACACAAUCUGCAACUUCAAGCAAGAGCCACUCUUCAAAAAUGAUGGAGUGCCCAUUGUGUUCAGAUUUCUUCCCUCCAUCAAAGAUCCAGUCACAUGCUGCUUCAUGUGGUAUUGUGAUAUCAUCAGAUUCUGACUCGGAUUCUGAUUGCGGAUAUAGAAGCAACAGAGGCAAGGAACAAAGUAAGAGAAGCAGCCUGGAAGAGUGUCCUGUGUGUGGUGACUUCAUCAACAGUUCAGACCUACAAGAACAUGCAGCAGAAUGUGCUAAUUCGACAUUUGGUUGACAAACGUUCAACUCUCAAAAUUUUUAUACUUUUUAUUGUGAAAUUUAUGUUCAGUAUUAAAAGAGACAAAUGUGUAACAUCAGCAUUUUAUGUGAUGAAGAGUUAAAAUUUAUAUUGUGCAUUGUAUGAGUUACACUUCUAAAGAAAAUAUUGAACAUAGAUUUAAAACAAGAAAGAAAUUUUAUGAAUUCAUAUUUAUAUUAUUUUAUAGUACAUAAUGAAGUGACUCAUGUAACCUGUAAAGUUUUAAGUAAACAUUUUACGAGUAUUUUUACAGGUUUUAUUCUGGUUAAUUUAUUGGUACAUUUAGCAGUGCAGAAUACAGAAAAUAUCCUUUAUUUUGGAUUAUAUGCAAUGUCAAAGGAGCCAAUGGUUUUUAGUGACUACAAGCAUAACGUAAUCCAAGUCUACGAGGUAAAUCUGAGUAAAAAAUAAAACAAGAGAAAUACG